AUGACUGAGUACCAACUGACCUACAAAGGCUUCAUCUACGUGAAGCAGGGCAAGGGUGAUGACAGUGGGGCCGUGACGUUGGAUGAGGUCCGCCGCUGUGCGGCCUUGCUUAACAAGCCCAAGAAGGCCCGUGAUAUCCACCCGCUCUUUGCCCGUGGCUUUGCUACCCCUCUCAAACUCAAGCUCAUCCCGGACGGCCUUCGCGUCUACGUUUUCAAUGAGGAAACCAAGCAAGACCUUGUGGUCAUGGACCACCCACUCCAUCGCAUUGUGUUUGUGGUUGCCGAUGACAAGGACGUGUACGUAGUGGCCAAGCACGAGCUUCGGGGCAAGGGAACCAUGUACAAGUGUCAUGGCUUCCGCUGCUCCAGUGACAAGGAGGCAAAGCAAACCUCCAACGCUGUCACGCGUGCUUGCAACGAAUGCUUGGCCAAGCUUCGCGCCACGCGAGAGUUUGUGCGCAAAAACAGCGACAAGGCACUGCCCAUCCGUCGUCGUUCACAUGCCCGUGCCGUGGCCAACCCGGCGGGUGCCAGCAGCUCUGGCAACAUUACUGCGAGUGAAUUCAAGCGCUACCGUCCCACCAAGCGGCGUCAGGACGACUCGGAUGCCGAUCUUCUCAAGCGAUACAUUGCCAUGGCCCGCAAGAGCGUCAUUGUUGAUACUUCUGAAGAAUACGUUGAACUCAAUUCAGAUGAUGAAGCGGCGGUGGAACAAACUUUCCAGCACAGUGACGUCUUGGACGAUGACCAAGUCGUGCAGAUGCGUGAGGAGCUCAAGCUCGCUGUCUCAGCCAUCAGUCCCUUGGACGUCGACGAGGCUUUGUCCGACAGUGCGGCUGGCAAUGGUUCGGCAUCAAGCAAUGGCGAUGAACUUGACUUUGCCAAUUUUGAGUGGGACGGCACUUUUGAUGAUGACUUUGCUCGCAUGACCCUCUUCGUGCACCAUGGCUACUCGGCGGAUGUUCCUCCUGUAGCUGAAAUUACGCUUGACUCUGCUAUUUUUGACUUGUCCAAUAGCACGGCCGUGUAAAGGCCUUUUUUAUCUGUGUGGAAAGCGGCCCUGGGUCGCCUCCCUUGUCUCAAUGUUGCUACUGGCCUCUCACCCCUCUUUUUGACAUUUUCUGUCCAGUUUGUGCUGGCUUCGUUGCUAGCUCACCAUGCAUGCGGUGGGCGAAAAUGCGCUGCGUCAUACUGCCCAGAAACUUUUAAGUGACACACUCGGAAUUACAGAAACUUCCGUGUCAAGGAACGCUGCAUUUGCGGUCUUCUCCAUUCGCCUCGAAAUUGAUUACACUGU
Monosiga brevicollis MX1 is the source of this 1299-nucleotide messenger RNA. RefSeq lists its product as uncharacterized. The transcript has 8 exons. Bases 1 to 1032 code for a protein of 343 amino acids. Lineage: Eukaryota; Choanoflagellata; Craspedida; Salpingoecidae. The record is from RefSeq and is a predicted model, not a curated record.